This is a messenger RNA of Paramuricea clavata, 657 nucleotides long. The record is from the annotation of a GenBank genome assembly. NCBI's taxonomy places the organism in Eukaryota, Metazoa, Cnidaria, Anthozoa, Malacalcyonacea, Plexauridae.
GUGAUUUCGGUUGGUGCAGUUGCCUCUGCACUCCAAACCAACCCCGAUGCCUCUGUCUUCUGGCGCAGGUGCGAACCGGGUGACCUAGUUCACCAAUCGGAAGCAGCAACUGCUGCUACAAAUUCGGCUCACCGAAUUGUGGUGGAUUCCCGUGUGGAUCCAUCUACAAAUCGCCGCCAUGGUUACCAAUGGAUGCGGUCACAGUGGGUUUCCCGUUGGCAGAAAUCCAAUGAGUACAGACAAACCAAGUAUUGGUUCCCUGAACCUGUACCUGAGUUGUCUGCCCAGAUCCUGCGCAAAAGUAGGGAUGACUUUGGCCUUAGGGUGCAAUUCCUUACUGGUCACGGUUGGCUCCAACGCCAUAAAUGGAUAGUAAAGGAGUCCGAGGACGAUUCCUGCCGUCUGUGCAGGGAUGGUCCUGAAGAGCCCUACCACCUUUUCAUGGAGUGUUCUUCCCUUGCGUCUGACCGUCGCAAUAUCCUCGGCAUGUCCCGCACAUCAAUUGGGGACUGGUCUAUCAGGGAGCUUGACCGCUUCCUUGAUCUCCCCCUGGUUCGUAAUCUCCAUGAAUCACUGCCUCCGACAGCUGAGUCCAGGACCCCUGGUGCACCCUCUGGUGCAUCUCCCCUGGGCUCCCCUGCUCAGGAGCAUGGCUGA